Molecule: messenger RNA, 3189 nt
Organism: Purpureocillium lilacinum
Lineage: Eukaryota; Fungi; Ascomycota; Sordariomycetes; Hypocreales; Ophiocordycipitaceae
Product: Dynactin, 150 kDa isoform
Biological process (GO): nuclear migration involved in conjugation with cellular fusion; establishment of mitotic spindle orientation; cytoplasmic microtubule organization
Cellular component (GO): nucleus; microtubule plus-end; spindle
Molecular function (GO): microtubule plus-end binding
Source: RefSeq, a predicted model, not a curated record
AUGGCCGCCGCAACGUCGCCCGGGACAUCCUCUACACCGCCCCUGAAGAGGGCGACAGCCGCAGCAGCCGCAUCGCGAACCCCGGGCACCACCGCAGCAAGCCGCGAGAUAGAAGAUUUGAAGGCAAAGCUUAGGGUGCUAGAGCGAAAACGAAUCGAAGAUCGUGACAAGCUCCAGCAGCUUGACAAGGUUCAGGGCGAACGCGACAAGUUUGAGACCAUCAUCCAGAAGCUCCAGCAAAAAUACCAGCCGCAGCAGCAGGAGAAUGCCGAACUGAGGAAACAGCUAAAGGAGGCAGAGGCCCGUUUCGAGUCCGUGGAGGCCAUGCAGGCCGAGCAUGAUUCUGCCCUGGAGCUCGCUGCCCUGGACAGGGAAAUGGCCGAAGAGACGGCAGAAGUCCUGAAGAUGGAGCUCGAGACGCUGAAGCAAAAGACCGAGGAGCUUGAGCUGGAGGUCGAGAUUCUUCGAGAGGAGAACACCGAGUACAGCAAAGGCAUGACGCCCGAAGAACGCGCGAGCACCGGUUGGCUGCAGAUGGAACGGACGAAUGAGCGACUGCGCGAUGCCUUGCUGAGGCUCCGAGACAUUACCCAGGAGCAAGAAGAGGGAUUGCGAGACCAAAUCACCGGACUCGAGGAAGAGUUGAAGCAGUUCAAUGCCGUCAAGGCUGAAAAUGCAAAGACGAAGGAGAAGCUGGACAAGUCCGAAGCCGCAGUUGAUGACCUUCGCCAGCAGCUCGACAACGCUCUCGGGGCCGAAGACAUGAUUGAGGACCUCACGGAUCGCAACAUGAGCAUGUCGGAGCAGAUCGAGGAGCUCAAGGCCGUCAUCGACGACCUCGAGAACCUGAAAGAGAUCAAUGACGAGCUGGAAGCCAACCAUGUCCAGAACGAAAAGGAGAUGCAGGAGGAUCUCGACUUCAAGGACAGCGUCAUUGCAGAACAGGCACGCCGGGCCGCCCAACAAGAAGAGUCGUUUGAAGACAUGGAGUACACCCUUUCCAGGUUCCGCGAGCUCGUCACCAGCUUGCAGAGCGACUUGGAGGACAUGCGGGCCUCACAGGCCGUGACCGAGGGCGAAUCCGAGAAACUGAACGACCGUUCAAGAGCCAUGAUGGAUCUCAACAUGAAGCUUCAGCUUUCCGCUGCCAAGGCACAAGUCAAGACGAUCGAUCUAGAGCUUCGCCGACUGGAGGCAGAGGAAGCAGGCAAGCAUCUCGAGAUUGUCAGACUUUUCUUGCCCGAUACCUACCUGGAAGACCAAGACUCGGUCCUUGCGCUGUUGCGAUUCCGCAGGCUUGCGUUCAAGGCCAACCUUUUGAAUGGCUUCAUCCGGGAGCGCGUCAGCGGCCAGCCUCACCCUGGCCACGAGGACGAUGUCUUUGCGGGCUGCGAUGCGGUUGACAACCUGGUAUGGGUGUCCGCCAUGUGCGACCGCUUCGUCAACGACAUUAGCCACUGUUCGAUGGAGCGGUUCUCAAAGUACCAGAAUGCCCUGCACGAGCUCGAGCCCGUGGAGCGGGCGCUCAAUGCCUGGAUCGAUGGACUGCGACGGGACGACCUGAAGGAAAAGAACUGCGCAGACGAAUUGCAUCGCACCGUGUCUCUCAUGUCACACCUCGCCGAGGUCCACAUCUCCGCCGGGCUGUCCAGCUUUGCCGACGAGGUCCACAUGCGGUCGCUGGUGGUCCAGAGUCACCUUGAGUCCGCGGCUGUUGCGUUCAACACGACGAAGCUCAUGGUGCAGCGUGUGCUACCGGCAGAGGGUCAAGAGGGCGAAGACGACGAGCUGGGCCAUCACUUCGCCAAGAAGUUCGACUUGAUCAUCACGCAGACCAGGAGCACCAAGGUCAUUGCUGGCAAAGCCGUGCGGGCCUUGGAAGACCUCAAGACGCGAUCACUGUCGCUUUCGCCAGACACGAGAGAGGCAUUUGAACAAUGCGAGAGUGGCAGUCUGGACCUGGCAACCCUGGCCCGCAAGAUUGGCAACAGCGUCCACAAGCUCUUUACGCAGGACGAAGGUCGCAACGAGCCCUUCACACACGAGGAGGUCCAGGAUGUCGUUCAAGCCGCCGCUACGGAGAUUGGCGCGGCCAUGGAGACGGAUUCGAUAUCGCACUACUUGUCCAAGCUUCGCGCGGUCAACAGUCAGAUCACUGACCUGGCCGGGCUGGCCACGGAUCUGGAGCAGACGCAAGAGUUUGACAUGAGCCCUGCUCCCUGGCGCCUCCGAUCUCAGGAGCUCAAGGCGCUCAAGACGGUGCCCGUGGACGCAGAGGAAGAACUGCGCCGGCUCAGGGAGGAGCACAACGAGGCCCGCCGCACGAUUGCGCAGCGCGAUGAGCACCUCAGCACUGCUGUGCUCAAGAUAGAGACCUUGGAGUCCCGCAUGCGGGAUGCACAAGCUAAUGUCGAACGCAUCACAAACCUGCAGAAGCAGCUCGAAGCGUCGGGCGAGCAGGUCACAAGUCUGAAGGAAGACAUCGAGAAACAGGACCGGGAGCUCAAGAAUCUCGAGUCGGAGCGCGACAAGUGGAAGAAGAUUGCCAGCGACAGCCGGGCGUAUGCCGACGGCGCCGACGCUGCGGGCAUGAAGGCCGGACAGGAGCGUGCGGUGGCAACGGCCCGGGAGAUGGAUGCCUUGAAGAAGGACAUCGAGAGCUUGCAAUCGGCCGUACGGUAUCUGCGCGAGGACAACCGCCGUGCUCGCACCAAGGAACAGCAGGGCUACGACUGGUUGGCCGAGCCGUUGACGAAGCCAACAGGCCUCGCGGAGCAGCGGAAGAAGUUGCUCCAGACCGAGGGCAAGGACGUCCUCGGCGAGCUGAUCAAGGUGGCGACGUCGGCGACGCUCUUUGACUUCUCCGCCUUGCCCAAGGACAAGCUCGCCUGGCGCCCGGCCAAGACGACGCCGCAGUACCACACCGCAAAGCAAAUGGAAGACUACGCCGCCCUGUCUUCGUGGCAGGACGCCGUGGUCAAGAAGUCUGCCAUGCUUCGCGCUGGCAUGGACGACGGCUCGGGGCGGCUCAUCCGCAACCCCGCGGCGCAGCUGCAGAUCAGGCUGCCCCGCGGCGACGGCAAGGCGAUGAUGGCCGGGACGGGCAUCGGCGCGGGCGGCGUGCAGGUGGUGGGAUCGCGUGAGUGGGAGGCGCUGCAGGGGAGCAGGGGCAGGAUGGCUGCUGUAUGA